AUGUUAUUGUUGAGACAGACGGUGUCACUACUAAUCCUACUACCGACGACAAUCUCGUUCAAGCUCGAUUUCCAAAUCCACCAAGUGCAGCAUGACAAGUCGCUCGCGAAACGAGAUGUAACUGCGCCCUUCCGCUUGGACAAAAACGUCUACCUUACACAACUAGAGCUCGGGUCCAACCAUGAUAGGGUCACGGUGUCGCUAGACACGGGGUCGCCGGAUCUUUGGGUCAUGUCCAAGAGCGCGCAAUGUUUCAACGUUUCCGAUUUUCACACGCUCCUGCGACCCCACAUCCCCGAAUUGUUUGACGACUUGGAUCUGCAGUAUUCGUGCACUGCCAACGGCACGUUUGAUUACCAGGCCUCGGCUACUUUCCAGGAGAAGAAAGUCGAGCCCGAUUUCAGAGCCGGGUUUGCUGACGGGAGCGCCGCUACGGGGAUAUGGGGCGUUGACGAUGUGCAUCUCGGUGGGGACGUCACGUUGCGCGAGUUGAAGUUUGGCAUUGCCAAUGCCUCGAGCAUCGACGUUGGCAUUUUGGGGCUUGGCCCGCAGCCCGAGAACGAGCGCGGGUUUGUUGCGCUCUUGAAGGAGCAAGGUGUCAUUAACCGCACCAUGUAUUCCAUCUACAUGAAUCUGAGUCUGGGCAGCAUUGUGUUUGGACUGGAGUUGGACGAGUCGAAAUACGCCGCGGGCCAGAUGGCGACUGCGUCCAUGGAUCAAAAUGUGGGUGUUGAUGUGAGCGAGGUUCUGAUUGAUGGCCGCACCGUUUCCGCGGGGGAGAAAGUCAAGGUUUUGUUUGAUACGGGCUCGACUUUUUCCACGAUGCCUCAUGACUGGAUCAAGAUUUUGGGGGAGUCAUUGAAUGGCACCUAUGACGAGGACCAAAUGGCUUAUCAAGUGAGCUGCGAGAUGGAACACGAUGCAAAGAAUUUCACGUUCAAGAUUGACCUGGAGCCCGAAAUGUCGCUUCCGAUUCGAAACUUGAUUGUUCGAGCUGGCGGUGGAACAAGUUGCUAUUUGGGGAUUAUGGACGAGUCGCUUAUAGGAGGCGCCAUUUUCGGAGCUGACAUUUUGCAGCAUUUCUACACGGUUUAUGAUUUGCAGGAGGAGGAAUUGUCGAUUGCUCCGUUGAAGUUGGGUGCUAGUGCCAGUUCUGACGCCGGUUCUGGGGCCAGUUCGAGCACCGGUUCUGGGGCCACUGAAAGCAGCCGGAGUCACAGUGGAGCUAGCGCAACGUUGCGUGUUUACUGCAUUAGCAUGAUACCAUUGUCGAUUUACAUUUUCUUUAUAUAUUGA
This is a messenger RNA of Lodderomyces beijingensis, 1296 nucleotides long. Lineage: Eukaryota; Fungi; Ascomycota; Pichiomycetes; Serinales; Debaryomycetaceae. The record is from the annotation of a GenBank genome assembly.